AUGGCAAUGAUUCGUGGAAUCGCUGUGAGUUUGGCAGCUGGUUGUGCGAUAUAUUUUAUUGUCCUGUUGCACUUUCCACUUUCGCAAUGCAGAUUUCCAAGCUGUUUGCACCAAGAACGUUCAAACCUCAAGCGGGCAGUGACGGAAUCAGAUGAAGUCUCAAUCCCUGCAUGGCGUCUCCCGAAACCACCCCGUUUCGAUCGCGGAAUCUACCAGCUAGGCGCCGGAGAGUACAUGAAUGUGUCCAAAUUCCAUGGUUUGAUGCCCGCUGGAAUUUGGAAACGGUUGGUGCCUUUGUUGCACAAACUUGCAAAAGGAAAUGCAAUCAACAUUGUGGUUUUCGGAGGUUCAUUCACUGCAGGCGCGGGUUGCCACCAACCGGACGCAGCCAAUGACAGCCAGUCCUUCAAGAACAAACUUUGUUCCUGGACAGCGCGUUUUUUACAUUGGCUGCGCGUUGCAUUUCCUCAAUCAACUGUAGAAUUGGAAAACCGAGGGCACGGUGGUUCACCAUCGGCUGUUAUUCUUGGAGGUGUGGGGCUCUUCAACUACAGUACCGUGGAUUUGAUUUUGGUAGACACAUUGGUGAAUGAUGCCACAGACGAAAACUGA
This is a messenger RNA of Durusdinium trenchii, 612 nucleotides long. The record is from the annotation of a GenBank genome assembly. Lineage: Eukaryota; Dinophyceae; Suessiales; Symbiodiniaceae.